CUGGUACACCUAGGAGAACUUGUAGAGAGAUUGAUGGACGUAAAAAAAUUGGCGGUUUGUUUUCAAUUCUGUGUUUUAGAUCUUUUUAAUUAAAUCUAGUGUGUAGGAAAGAUGGCUUGUACGUCGGAGUCGGAAACACCAUCGGUUUCUAACCUGGAGGAAAAAAGGAGUCGUCUCUGUGACGAGUUUGCAGCUGUAGCGGGAACCGACAGCGCGGUGGCUCAGUGCUACCUGGCUGAGAAUGACUGGGAGAUGGAGAGAGCCUUAAACUCAUUCUUUGAAGCAGACAUGGAGAGAGUGUUUGAUGUUGAGGAUCUUCCAGAGAAAGCCACCACCCCCAAAGCCAAGAGGCAGAAGGUUGAAGAAACUGCUCCAGGAGACUGCAUAGAUUUGACUGCAGACAGUCCCGCUGCCACACGGAAACCCUCAGAAGAUGAUGAUGGUAAACUGUCAAUGAUUACCUGGAACGUGGAUGGACUUGAUACAGACAACAUUGUAGAGCGUGCCAGAGGCCUCUGUUCAUAUUUAGUCUUAUACACCCCUGAUGUGGUGUUUCUACAGGAGCUCAUUCCACCUUAUGUCCAGUACUUGAAGAAACGGGCUGUUAGCUACCUGAUGAUUGAAGGUGGUGAGGAAGCUUACUUCUCAGGGAUGUUGCUGAAAAAGUCACGAAUCACAUUUGUGGAGAGCGAGAUAGUAGCUUUUCCCACCACUCAGAUGAUGAGGAACCUGCUUGUUGCUCAGGUGAUCUUCAAAGGCCAGAAGCUGUGCCUGAUGACAUCCCACUUUGAGAGCUGUAAGGCACAUGCUGCAGAGCGUAUGAAACAGCUGCGUGUGGUGAUGCAGAGGAUGAAAGAGGCACCUGAUGAUGUCACUGUUGUGUUUGGAGGAGACACAAACCUGAGAGACACAGAGGUGGCCAAGGUGGGCCUGCCCGCCACUGUCUGUGAUGUGUGGGAGCGACUGGGCAAGCAGGAGCACUGCCGAUACACGUGGGAUACCAAAGCCAACAGUAACAAGACUGUUCCAUUUGUCAGUCGCUGCCGCUUCGACAGAAUCUACCACCGCCCGGCUAUCAAGGAUGGAGUCCUACAUUUGGCCCCUGAUCACAUGGCCUUGGUGGGGCUGGAGAAGCUGGACUGUGGCCGCUACACCAGUGAUCACUGGGGAAUCUACUGUACCUUCUCAGUUGAAUAGAAAUGCACAAAACAACCAGGAACAUUUCAGCUGACCAUUUUGUUUUAGAUCAACUGCUCUUGUACAGAAGUGUUCAGCUGUAGAGGAAGAUGUUCUUAUUGCCUGUAAAUGAUUUGCCUUCAUUUAAUCAGUUUAUCUCCUAAUGUGUGUCUGCUUAAGUGUUUUUAUGUGGUUAAAAUGACCAAUUAAUAUGAAAAGCACCAAUAAAUUGUCUCCAUUGUUUUGAUAUAGUUGUGCAUUGAUUGAUACAACAUUAACAGGGAGUCUGACAGCUCUUCAGCUUUUAACCUUGUUACGUGAUCUUCCUCAAUGGAUGGCUUUCUGACUGAAACAACAAUGCACACAGCAUGAGAAACUCUGCUCACUCUGUAUGUAAUAUUAGCAUCAAGCCACUAGAGGGCAGUGCACAGUUGAAUAGCAGCUAAAUUAAAUGAACAAAU
Archocentrus centrarchus (flier cichlid) is the source of this 1637-nucleotide messenger RNA. RefSeq names its product tyrosyl-DNA phosphodiesterase 2b (gene tdp2b). The transcript is spliced from 7 exons. Gene Ontology annotation, biological process: double-strand break repair. Gene Ontology annotation, cellular component: cytoplasm; PML body. The record is from RefSeq and is a predicted model, not a curated record. NCBI's taxonomy places the organism in Eukaryota, Metazoa, Chordata, Actinopteri, Cichliformes, Cichlidae. Gene Ontology annotation, molecular function: single-stranded DNA binding; 5'-tyrosyl-DNA phosphodiesterase activity; protein binding. The coding region runs from base 112 to 1197 and encodes 361 amino acids.